Messenger RNA from Labeo rohita (rohu), 2130 nucleotides. RefSeq names its product family with sequence similarity 167 member Aa (gene fam167aa). The transcript has 3 exons. The record is from RefSeq and is a predicted model, not a curated record. Lineage: Eukaryota; Metazoa; Chordata; Actinopteri; Cypriniformes; Cyprinidae. The coding region runs from base 1030 to 1629 and encodes 199 amino acids.
AUUCACAACUUGCAAAAAUACUGAGCAGCGGGAAACUUUCUGUGGCUAUUUCAUCUAUUGCAUUUUCUACAGUGGACUCUCUGUUUAGUUAGCCAACUUUUUUUUUAGUUGGUCCUCCAAGCAUUUCUCUUGAAUUCUUUAUAUAACGGGUUGCAUUUCUCCACAAAAUUCGCACACACUUUUCUUAAAAUCGACCCCAAGGCCAUCCAAGAUGUAGAUGAGUUCAAUAUCUUGUGAAGUAAAAAGCCUUGUGUUUGUAUGUAACAAAUUCAUCAUGAAGACUUUUUAACUUUAAACUGUUGCUUCUGGCUAAAAAGUCCAUAAUCCAUAACAUUGCUUUCUCUACUGAAAAAGUUGUUUUAUAUGAACCAGGAGAGAAAUAUGCACAGAUCAAGCACUGUUUACAAACAAAAGCAGUCCAAAACAACAAAUAUGUUAGUGGAUUUUAACGAGACGACAACAAGGGAUGGACUUUUUAGCGUUAUAGUGGAUUAUGGACUCAUAUUGUGAACAAAAACACCUUAAUGAUGGGUUAGUUUCUUAUAAAUGCAGUUUUUCCUUCUCAAGAUGUUAACUGAUGGACUGGAGUGGUGUGGAUUACUUAUUGUGAUGUUUUUGUCAGCUGUUGUCAGCUCUCAUUCUGAGGGCAUCCAUUCACUGCAGAGGAUCCAAUUGGUUAGCAUAGACUCCAAAUCUGAUGAAGAAACAAACUCACCCACAUCUUGGAUGGCCUGAGGAUGCCUCAUUAUUUCAUCACUUUCAGAAGUAAAACAUCGUCUGCAAGACUUGUUUGGAAAAACGACACUGAGAGCAAAAAUAUGAAAAACUGCAUUAGUAAUGCAAUCAUCUUCAGUAAUGAAUCAUAAAUAAUGUUGAUCUAAAGUUUUCUAGAACAAAAGAUAUUUGCUUUUUGCAUCCAUGGAUCCGCGUUUCUCGAACAGUAUCCAGUGAUGUUGGUUUUCCAACUUGUUUCAUUUUAUCAGUAAAUGCAUUUUAGUUUCUCUGCAAGUAGAGAAAAAGCUAGUGGAAAUGUCGCAUGCAUCUAAGACCCCAGAAAGCCUUGCUGCGUCGCAGGUUGACCACCUCUCCAGCCUGAAGGCUUUGACUGAGAAGCUCAAGCUGGAGACCAGAAAGCCGUCUUACCUGGACUGGAGAGCGCAGCUGGAGGCGAUGCUCGCUCACAGCAACAGAGACUCAGAGCCGGCAGCGGUGCCUGGUGAUCCUGAGAAACAGAGAACGGCAGGCCCUGUUAAAUGGAUGAAGCCAUCGCCGGGUGUUAGUGUGGUCCAUGAAGGGAGGCAGCUGUCAGGAAACACAUUGGGAUUUGGAAGUAUGGACCAAGCGCUGGAGUGGCUCAGGAAAGAGCUGGCUGAGAUGCGUUUGCAGGACCAACAGCUCGCACGUCAGCUAAUGCGCCUGCGCAGCGACAUCAACAACCUGAGAAUCGUGCAGACCUGUAACCAACAUCGCAAGAUGCUGAAUGACGCCACAUUUGAGCUGGAGGAGAGAGACGAUAUGUCCGAUUUGUGUGACGUCCCCAUGUCUCCUGGAUUAGGCCUCUCAGCGCCGCUUAAGGUCAUCGGGGUCACCAAGAUGAACAUCAACUCUCGCCGGUUCUCCCUCAGCUAACGCUGCACCGAGGAGCGGGUUUUAAUCUUAAGUGAAGGAUACUGAGUGGUUUCAUAGAAUAUAAAAUAUUAUAAAAUAAGGGUAUUUUUAAAAUGUCUCUGAUGUUAUGCUUACAUUGCCUUAAAGUGCAAAGAGUCAACCGUAACAAUCAUCUGUACAGUGUAAUUUGUGUUUGAUAUUAUGUGACAUACUUAUAUAAUUUGGGGAAAAAAUGAUAUUAAAUUCAUUAUCAAACAAAUUCUUACCAAACAGGCCUCUUGUCAGCUGUUUUUAUUUUAAUCUUUGUAUUUUAUCUCUUUAGAGCUGAAUAUUUGUUUCCUACAACUGAACUUCCCAUCAAUAAAACAACAACAAACAAUAAAUAAUUAUUUUAUUGAAAAAAUUAAGGAGCAAAUAUUGAUAUGUAAUUUUUCAGUGUGAAAUUAAAACAAUGAAAAUGUUUCACUGUGUUCUAAAACAUAUUUGUUAGUAAAUAAUGGCAGAAUUUUCAUUUUUGGGUGA